UACAAAAUAAUGAACAAGUCAUAGACUCCUACAGACCUGGGAAAGAGAGCACUUCCGUUUCCAAGAUGGCCGUCGGUAGACGAAAAUUGCAGAUUUUGUCGCUGUUUUUCGUGUUUCUGGGCUGUUUAAGGGCAGCAGAGAGCGAGCAACCCAAAAUAGGCGGCACAGAAAGCUCCCCUCAACAUCCAGUAACACUGAUCACCGCCGACGCCAAUGCCACAAGCAGUGAUGACAAGGGAACCCGCCCGUCCAACACCACUCUGACGGACAACCCCACCACCCCUCCCACGGGUGUGCAGACAUCACACGGCCCAACAGACGGCCCGCCCACCUGUCCCAGUAACGCUCGCUGCAGCGUGCUGGCAGCCCAGUGUGUAACAUGUACCUACAACUCCUCCUGUGUGUACGGGACAGACAUCACACUGCAGUGUCAGAUCAGGGACGGCAUACAGUGUGUGGGACCAACUGCCUUUACAAGAAGUAUGAAGUGUCAGUUUUGCUACCAGACAGCAGACACUGAGCAUGACUGUACUCACUCCACAGACUGUAAGGUCAUCUCUACACCACGGGAAAGAUUUCAGGCCAACUGUACUGUCAAAGAAUAUGUCUUCUGUUUUGGUGCGAGGACAUUCCCCAAGUCGCUGGAGUGUAACUGGACCUCAGGUUACCGAUGGUCGACAGCACUGAUCCUCAGCAUCACCCUGGGGGGGUUUGGGGUGGACAGGUUCUACCUUGGACAGUGGAGGGAGGGGCUGGGAAAACUCUUCAGCUUCGGCGGCCUGGGUGUCUGGACACUGGUGGACGUCCUGUUGAUCGCUGUGGGCUACCUGGGGCCUUCUGACGGCUCCCUGUACAUAUACUGAAACUACUGUGUACUUUAAAGGUAAAACUGUAAUUUUGUUCCAACACAAAAGGUAAAUGUUCUCACCUAGAGCUUCAACCAGUCACUCUGGGCUUCUUCCUUAGACUGACCCAGUGAGACUUGUCACAUGGUUUCUCUGAAGUGUGAAAUCAAUACCGGGUCAAAGGUAUCUUGUAUAAAGAUGAACAGGGUGUCUGACUGGUCAAAAGCUCUAGGUGAAAACAUUUACCUUUUGUGUUGGGUCAAAAGUUUUACCUUUAAACAUGUAACUACAAACACAGAUGAACUUUCAUAAUUAUUAGUAACUGUAUACUUUGUACAGGUGUAUAUAUUCUCAUCACAUUGUGUCAAGGAUGAUUGAAUACUAGUAAAUAUAUCUGUAAAGUUGUGAGAAAAAAGAAUUCAUUUUCCUCAGUUUUCACUUUCUGAAUCAAUGUACAUGCAUAUAGUUGACUCCAUAUAUAUAGUGAAUCCAACUUGAGAUACUUAUGAAUCAUGUAAUAUGAUGAUGUAUGUACACAUGUACUUGAAAUGAAGGUGUGCAGCUUACUUUGUUGUUGUCAUUCUAUUGCCAAUCUUUGCAAUAUACAGCAUGCUUCCUACUGUUGUAUAAAAUUAAAUCGUUGAUGCUAUAGCCAUGAGGCAAAGUAACAUGUACAUGUAUAUAUACACACAACCUGUAUAUAUAAAUCUGUAUAUUCACUGGAAUUUACUUGUGAAUUAAGUCAUUAACAGCAUGCACAAUGCAGGGUACA
This is a messenger RNA of Branchiostoma belcheri (Belcher's lancelet), 1617 nucleotides long. Its product is annotated as TM2 domain-containing protein 3-like. The transcript is spliced from 5 exons. Lineage: Eukaryota; Metazoa; Chordata; Leptocardii; Amphioxiformes; Branchiostomatidae. The record is from RefSeq and is a predicted model, not a curated record. The coding region runs from base 66 to 863 and encodes 265 amino acids.